CCGUCUUUCCUCAUUAGACUUCCGAAAAUUCACAAAGCUUGAAAACAGUUUGAUUCACUGAGCAAAGAGCGUUUUAUCUCCUCGAUUUUGGAAUCUCCAUUUGCGAUGGAAGGUUCGGCUGAUCAAACCACGAAAGCUUUAUCUGAACUAGCCAUAGAUUCUUCUACCACCUCGAAUGCUGCUGCUGACCCUGCCGCUGCUGAUGCUGCUGAACCUCGGAGUAAAAAUGCUCUGAAGAAGGAACUGAAAUUGAAGCAGAAAGAGGAAGAGAGGAAACGCAAGGAAGAAGAAAAGGCAAAACAAGCUCCCAAGCCAAGCUCCCAGAGCCAGAAGUCAGUGGCAGCAGAUGAUGAGGAGAUGGAUCCAACGCAAUACUUUGAGAACAGAUUGAAGUAUAUUGCGGCUGAGAAGGCUAAAGGAGAGAAUCCAUACCCUCAUAAGUUUUCUGUGUCAAUGUCAAUUCCUGAGUACAUUGAGAAGUAUGGUAGUUUGAACGAUGGGGAUCAUAUUGAAGAUGCUGAAGUUUCUCUGGCUGGCCGGAUAAUGAGCAAGCGAUCUUCCUCUACCAAGCUUUUCUUCUAUGAUCUACACGGUGAUGAUUUCAAGGUUCAAGUUAUGGCUGAUGCAAGGAAGUCAGGAUUGGAUGAAGCUGAGUUUUAUAAACUCCAUUCGAAUGUUAAGCGUGGUGAUAUUGUUGGAGUCACUGGAUUUCCAGGAAAAACAAAGAGGGGAGAAUUGAGUAUCUUCCCCCGAUCAUUUAUUCUUCUGUCCCAUUGCCUCCACAUGAUGCCGAGAAAGGCUGAUAAUGUGAAUGCAAAGAAACCUGAAAGCUGGGUUCCAGGGGAAACGAGAAAUCCUGAAGCAUAUGUCCUGAAAGAUCAGGAAUCAAGAUAUCGCCAGCGUUAUCUUGAUCUCAUGUUGAACGUGGAGGUUCGUCAGAUAUUCAAGACCAGAGCUAGUAUCAUCUCCUACAUCCGUAGAUUCCUCGACAAUAAAAAGUUCUUGGAGGUCGAGACACCUAUGAUGAACAUGAUUGCUGGUGGAGCUGCUGCGAGACCAUUUGUGACACAUCACAAUGAUUUAGAUAUGAGGCUGUACAUGCGUAUCGCACCUGAACUCUUUCUUAAGCAACUCAUUGUUGGUGGACUGGAACGUGUUUAUGAGAUAGGAAAGCAAUUCAGAAACGAGGGUAUUGACUUGACCCAUAAUCCGGAGUUCACCACUUGCGAGUUCUAUAUGGCUUUCGCAGACUACAAUGACCUGAUGAAAAUGACUGAGGAUAUGGUCAGUGGAAUGGUCAAGGAAUUAACAGGUGGUUAUAAAAUCAAGUAUCAUGCUAAUGGGUAUGAUAAGGAUCCAAUUGAAAUCGACUUCACUCCUCCGUUCAGGAGAAUUGAGAUGAUAGGAGAGUUAGAGAAGGUGGCUAACCUGAAUAUACCAAAAGACUUGACUAGCGAAGAAGCCAACAAGUAUCUGGUUGAUGCAUGUGCGAGGUUUGAUGUCAAAUGCCCUCCUCCUCAAACAACAACUCGUCUGUUAGAUAAACUUGUUGGUGAAUUUCUGGAAGUGACAUGUGUGAACCCAACUUUCAUCAUCAACCAUCCCGAGAUCAUGAGUCCAUUGGCAAAAUGGCACAGAUCGAACAAUGUUUUGACAGAGAGAUUCGAGCUGUUCAUCAACAAACAUGAACUAUGCAACGCCUACACGGAGCUGAAUGAUCCUGUGGUACAGCGCCAGCGUUUUGCUGAUCAGCUGAAGGACCGACAAUCUGGAGACGAUGAAGCGAUGGCUUUAGAUGAGACAUUUUGUAAUGCUUUAGAAUACGGAUUGGCUCCUACAGGUGGUUGGGGAUUGGGAAUCGACAGACUGACUAUGCUCUUUACUGACUCACAGAACAUCAAGGAAGUUAUUCUCUUCCCGGCGAUGAGGCCACCACAGGACGAGUCAGCAGCCGCCAAAGCUCCUUCACAAACAGAGAAGAACUAAGGAGAGUCUGCACCGACUGAGCAUUUAAAGUUUGGUAGUCAUUAGGCUAUUAUGGCGCUCUGUUCUCAAAUUACUUGUAAUUGCAGACCAAAUUGUUUAAACAAGAAAAGAAUUACCAAUGAGUUAUUAUCAAAGACCUUUGUAAGACUCUCUUUGCAAUCGUCGACGGUUUCUUGGCCGUGAUUUCACUCGGAUAUUGAAGUUCCUGUUUUGUCUAA
Capsella rubella is the source of this 2204-nucleotide messenger RNA. RefSeq names its product lysine--tRNA ligase, cytoplasmic. The transcript is spliced from 15 exons. Gene Ontology annotation, biological process: lysyl-tRNA aminoacylation. Gene Ontology annotation, molecular function: ATP binding; lysine-tRNA ligase activity; tRNA binding. NCBI's taxonomy places the organism in Eukaryota, Viridiplantae, Streptophyta, Magnoliopsida, Brassicales, Brassicaceae. The record is from RefSeq and is a predicted model, not a curated record. Bases 106 to 1986 code for a protein of 626 amino acids. Gene Ontology annotation, cellular component: cytoplasm; cytosol.